AUGUCAGACCACCUUGAUUACAAAGAACUUUUUUUGAGGGUGGAGGAAGAAAGAAGACAGGCAGUGGAGGAAAAGCAACAGGCAGAGGAACGCGAAAGACAGGCAGUGGAGGAAAAGAGACAAGCAUUGGAGGAAAAGAGACAGGCAGUGGAGGAAAAGAGACAGGCAGAGGAACGCGAAAGACAGGCAGUGGAGGAAAAGAGACAGGAACAAGAGCGGAACCAACAAACCACCUUCAAAGAAUUUGUCCAGAACUGUCAUGACCUGCUCUCAGAGCCAUUGAGAGUCGGAAAACCCAGCGACUCUACAAAAGGCAAAAUACCAGCCCCAACUGGAAAAUACUGCCCGCUAUAUCUGAAAAAAUGGACAAACUGCCCAACCAUUCAGCAAGACGUUUACAACUCUAUCUGCCGCUACCUCCAGCCAGACCAGAGUGAUGCACCACGGCUGUUCACACCUAUUCCUGACAUAACCCGACUUGCCCAGAGGCUUAAAACGCCCAUCUGCAGCGAAAACGACCUUGAAUACUAUGAGCGACUGGCUGUGGAGGACCAUGUGCGUAUGAUCAUUUCAGAGCUCUGCAAGAUUCCUCAGGCCCGGGAGGAAUUUCAGCUGAGAGAUGGGGUGCAGUUUGAAAGCCAGGCUCACACGCUUGAUGAGGAGGACACGACGCAACUCAGUUCGCCGCAUGGCAAUCCUGAUCAGUACUGCAUUCAACGAGUUGAGGGAAACACAAAGAUCUUGAUCACCACUGUUGAAUACAAACCACCGCAUAAACUGCCCUAUGAGAUCCUUAAAUUGGCGCUCAACCCGGACCCUGAUGAAGACUGUCCCAUUGACUUCUAUAAAGACAUUGUCGAAUCAAACUCAACCCCUACUGAUGAUCCAGCGAAAUCUAGAUUCAAAGCCAUGCGGCUUGUUGGCUCGGCGAUUGCGCAGGAAUAUCAUGUGAUGAUACAGGAAGGGCUGGAAUAUUCAUAUUUGACAACAGGGGUGGGGCACGUGCAGCUGUGGGUCCCCUUUGAUGACCCAGAGACUCUGUACUAUGAUUUCAGUCAACCUGGCAUGGACGUUGGUUCUGAAGGCUCAACAGGACCAGAGACCGAAAUUGAAAAGGUGUUGUGUUUUUGCCUGAUGAGCUGUUGUUCUCACAUUCGCGACCAUACUUGGCGGAACAAUGCGCGGGACCGGCUGCCAACUUGGGAGACCAGUUUCAGCCACGCACGAUCCCAGAUUUCCUUUGCUGAACGCCAUCAGAACCCUCCAGAUUCGGACUAUACUAGCUCUGAAGCUGUUGAAGGGAGUAUCUCUGAAUUCCAGCCUUCAUCUUCUCCAGCCCCAGCCAUCCCAGAUCGACAGAUACCAACACGGUCCCGGUCAGGCUGUGCCCCACCCAGGGUCCUUCACCGUGAAUCGCCGGAUGAUGCUGAUUCUGAUCCAAAUCCAGAUCCUGAUCCUGCUACACGAAAACGGGGCUUCAGCCAGAUCACAUCUUCCCCUCCAACCCAGCAGCCAAGUUCAGGUCUCAGAACAAACCAGACCAGUAGCUAUGGAGGCCGGUCUCGGCCUCAUAUCAAUAGAUUUUGCACACAACAUUGUCUCUUGGGUCUACAGCAGGGCGGCAUCCUCGACAGCCGCUGCCCCAAUGUGGAGAUCCAUCGUGCCGGGAUGAACGAUGACAGACACCUGAUCAGUGCAGAAGCAUUGGUGCUGAUGGUCAAACAACAACUGGACAAGAAUCUGGAUGAAUAUUGCACACCAAUGGGAGGAUGUGGUUCAUAUGGGGCGCCGUUCAAAGUCACCUGCACCCAAUAUGGAUACACUAUGGUCGGUAAAGGAACAACAUCAAGGCUAUGGAAAGAGGUGUCGCAGGAGGCAGAUGUCUACCGUAUUCUGCAGCCUCUGCAAGGAUCAGCAGUUCCUGUGUUCCUAGGCAAGAUAGACUUAAAACUAGUAUACUUUCUUCAUGGUGCGGGAGACAUUCGACACAUGCUCCUCAUGGGCUGGGGUGGUGAGAGUGUUCAGAAGAAGCAAGAUGAAACCGUCCAAUCCGCCAUCUCUCAAUCGGUAAGUGAAAUCCAGUCACUUGGUGUCCAGCAUGGGGACCUUCGGCCACCAAACAUACUCUGGAAUCAGGAACUGAACCGGGCUCUGAUCAUUGACUUCCACCGAUGCACUCUGGAUAACAUACCGAAGAGAUUGCAGCCUCGGAAGAGACAAUAUAAGAUUGAAGAUCGGCCAUACAAACGUAUCCGUCUACCCUGA
Messenger RNA from Ophidiomyces ophidiicola, 2265 nucleotides. RefSeq lists its product as uncharacterized. The transcript has a single exon. The record is from RefSeq and is a predicted model, not a curated record. NCBI's taxonomy places the organism in Eukaryota, Fungi, Ascomycota, Eurotiomycetes, Onygenales, Onygenaceae. The coding region runs from base 1 to 2265 and encodes 754 amino acids.